This is a messenger RNA of Scheffersomyces stipitis CBS 6054, 1239 nucleotides long. RefSeq lists its product as uncharacterized. The record is from RefSeq and is a predicted model, not a curated record. Bases 1 to 1239 code for a protein of 412 amino acids. Lineage: Eukaryota; Fungi; Ascomycota; Pichiomycetes; Serinales; Debaryomycetaceae. The transcript has a single exon.
AUGUCUGUGUACCUGUUCGAGUCGGACGGUGUUGAUCAUUCGGAUCUGACAGAAGAAAACUUUCAGGGUGACGAAUUGGUGCAAUUUGAAGAAACUACAAGCCAAAAGAACACCAAAAAAGACGAGAACGAAGACGAUGGGAAAACUGUAAGAACUGCAAACUUCAUUCUAGACCAUUCAACCUUUGUCCGUGGGAUAGGAAACAUCAAGAGAUGGUUUAACGAAGACUUUGUUCGUACCACUAUGGCUGCACUGGACGAAAGAAUUCAGUUAAACAUUUUCAUUCCUUCCUAUACUUUGCAUGAGUUUGAUUUUGUCAAGAGAGGCACUUCUAUGGCUGCCAUAAAUGCCCGUGAGGCUAUUCGUAUCAUUGACAGGUUCUUUGAGAAUGAGAUCGAGCAAAGUGCCGAUUGUCCACUAAGGUACGACUUGUACAUUCAGAACCAGAACGAAGAUGGUCCUAAUUGGAGCGAAUGCCAGAGAUACAAAGUGCAUGCCCCACUUAUCAAGGAGUUUCCAAACUUCAAGACCAAGUUUGAUUCGUAUCUCAUUGGCUCUGGAUCUGCCAACUCUUCAAACGACCACGAUCACGAGUUCAACAAUUUGGCAGAUGAUUUCAACUCUACAAUGUCGUUUAGUCAUAGCCACAACGAGAAUAUCAAUGACAUUCAGUACGAAAACUCUCCUUCGUACCAGAACGCCCUUGCUAACUCAGACAAUCGUGCCGUGAUGCCUACGAGACUCAGGUUCUUGAUCAGAACUUGUAUCUAUAAGAUGUACGUAGAGAGAAAUAAGUUCUCCAGCCCAGAAGAGCAUUGGAAAUUGGUGACAGAAGACCCCAUAACCAAGAUCUGGGCCCGCAGUUUCGGCAUCGACUGUAUGAACGUCAACGAGGCCGAGUUGUUGAUGUUCCAAAAGUACGACGUCAGCCUGUUGCGCUUAUACAAUCCCCAUAAUCACUUUGGUAUCAAUGAAGUGUACAAUCCUGCCAGUGACAUUUUGCAGAACACAGUAGAUACUACUGUUUACACGUAUUCUUCGCUCAAGGACCAUGUACCUACCAGCCACAGAGGAAGGGGAAGAGGUGGACGUAAAGAAGGAAGAAACCCUAAGAGGAAUGCUGUUCGGGGAGUUGUAGCUGUUGAGAGAACAGGAAGCCAUGGCGAAUAUGUCAAGAAAGAGAGAUUCGAUGCUAUCAAUUUUGCACCAAGAGGACAUGGAGAGUUAUGGAAACCAUAA